This is a messenger RNA of Pieris macdunnoughi, 1281 nucleotides long. Lineage: Eukaryota; Metazoa; Arthropoda; Insecta; Lepidoptera; Pieridae. The record is from the annotation of a GenBank genome assembly.
AUGGCAGCACCAAAGGAAGUCGCGGGCUGUAAGCUCGGUAGCCUGAUCAUCGAAGGCAAAACGAAGCAAGUAUUUGACUUACCAGAACAACCAGAGCAAUGUAUUCUCAUCAACAAAGACAGAAUCACAGCCGGCGAUGGUGUCAAAGCUCACGAUAUGGAGGGAAAGGCUGCCAUUUCAAACCAAACUAACGCUAAGGUCUUCGAAAUCCUAAAGGCAGCAGGUAUCAAAACAGCCUUUAUAAAGAUCGCAUCAGCAACAGCGUUCAUCUCGAAGAAAUGUGAUAUGGUACCCAUUGAAUGGGUGACCAGGCGGCUCGCAACUGGAUCAUUCCUUAAACGUAACCCUGGCGUACCAGAAGGGUUCCGCUUCACCCCACCAAAGCAGGAGACGUUCUUCAAGGAUGAUGCUAAUCACGACCCUCAGUGGUCUGAGGAACAGAUCGUUUCUGCUAAAUUCAAUUUUAAUGGACGUCUUAUUGGUCAGGACGAAGUAGACUACAUGAGACAAGUAACAAUCCUUGUUUUUGAAAUCUUAGAGAAGGCUUGGGCGCUCCGCGACUGUGCCCUUAUCGAUAUGAAAAUCGAGUUUGGUGUCGAUUCUGAUGGAAACAUUCUCCUUGCUGAUGUCAUCGACUCAGACUCAUGGAGGCUGUGGCCGUCUGGUGACAAAAGAUUAAUGGUUGACAAGCAGGUCUACCGUAACCUAGCAAAUGUAACCGCUGCUGACUUGGACACAGUGAAACGCAACUUCGCCUGGGUCAAGGACCAACUCGACCACUUGAAACCCAACGUUCACCACAAAGUCGUCAUCUUUAUGGGCUCCCCCGCUGAUCUUGAACAUUGCAAGAAGAUCGCUAAAGCCGCCAAGGAACUAGGUCUUGACGUUGACAUGAGAGUAACUUCAGCACACAAAGCUACAGAGGAAACUCUGCACAUCAUGCAACAAUACGAAGAUACACACGGUGCUCUGGUGUUUAUUGCGGUUGCGGGCCGAUCAAAUGGCCUUGGACCAGUGCUAUCUGGCAACACUUCGUACCCCGUUAUUAACUGCCCGCCACCGUCGGAUAAACUAGUUCAGGAUAUUUGGUCAUCUUUAUCUGUGCCGUCUGGUCUUGGCUGCGCAACAGUCAUCUACCCCGACAGCGCUGCUCUUAUGGCAGCUCAAAUAAUUGGUAUCCAAGACUACAUCGUAUGGGCUCGUCUACGGGUAAAGCAACUCGAAAUGGCAGCUUCCUUGAGAGUCGCUGAUAAAAAAAUAAGAAACCUUUCCUUGGAAUAA